Messenger RNA from Eupeodes corollae, 2440 nucleotides. RefSeq names its product glycerophosphocholine phosphodiesterase GPCPD1. Gene Ontology annotation, biological process: glycerophospholipid catabolic process. Gene Ontology annotation, molecular function: starch binding; glycerophosphocholine phosphodiesterase activity. The coding region runs from base 300 to 2207 and encodes 635 amino acids. Lineage: Eukaryota; Metazoa; Arthropoda; Insecta; Diptera; Syrphidae. The transcript is spliced from 6 exons. The record is from RefSeq and is a predicted model, not a curated record.
UUCUUAUUGUUAAAAAAAUGAUUUACGGAAAAUGUAAAUACAGUUAAAUAAAGAUAACCAUUUACCUUUAUGUGUUUAGUGGUGGUCAAAAAGUUAAAUUUAUAUCACAAAUAAAAUGACUGGUUUCUAUUUGCUUUAGUUAAGCUACUGCUAUGUACAAACUUAGAAAUAUCCAUUGCUGUUUGUAUUGUUUAUAUUAGUGCAGUUACAGAAGAAUAAGGUCCUAAGAUAAGCUGGCAUCCUACGAAAGAUCAACCUUUUUUAAAUGCAUGUUUUAACUCACAGGAAUAGACGCUCAAAUGGCUGCCAGAAAUAGUAAUAAUAUAUAUGUACAAAAGACCUUCAACGUUGUAGUCACUAUUGAAAUUUCUAAUAUCGAAAAAGUUGCAAUUACGGGUGGAUGUGAAGAACUUGGAAAUUGGAUUCCAAAAUAUGCUGUUCUGCUGGAUCAAGUAGAAGGUACUAACAGCUGGAAGAAGACAAUUGGGUUCCAACAAGGUCGUAUAUUUGAGUAUCGCUAUUUUAUAUGUGCUACCAACUCAGUAAGCGAUGAAGUAAUUAUUCGAAAGUGGGAAACACACUUACAAGCUAGAAAUGUGAAUUUUGGAGAAGAAGCUACUAUUUUUAAUGAUAUCUUUGGAUAUGUAAAUGGGGUUGAAAAAAUCGACCGUGGUUGGCUAACAUUUGAAACUCUUAUACAAUUUAAUUUUUUUAACGCUCCCUUUGAAUGGAAGAGAUCAAUUAAGAAACGUUUAAUUUAUGUUAAAGUUACUUCUACGAACCUAAGCAUUUAUGGCGAUAAUCAUCAUAACUUUUCCGUUACAUCACUAGAAGACACAAUUUCAAAUGACGCAAGAGAAAAUUACGCCGAUGCACAUACUUUUGGGUUUUCUGAAGUAACGAAGCUAAAAUACAAUCAAAGUGUGAUACAAUGUCAAAAUCAGUUUGGAAUUUCUUGUGGAGAUGAGGAUUUAGUUAUUUUUCAUAUGUCUGUAGCGGACCCUAAAACCACUGCCUACUUAGUUGACUUAUACGGGUUUAGAUCAAAGGCUUCCGAAGACGAACCACCUACUCACAUAGGUUACAAUUAUGUUCUUCCCAAUCUAUUAAAGGGAUCUGAAGGGAGCUUAGAAAUUCCGAUAACAUGUGCAGUUAAACAUCGUCCGCUUGGAAUGAUGCAAAUCGGCUAUGUAAUCAUCAAACCAUUCCCAUCAUAUAACUUUGAUAUGAGAGUGUCUUUUCAAAGGCAUUGGAAUCGAAAGUGGACGGGAUUAGAUGUUGGUCAUCGUGGCUCUGGAAACAGUUUUAAAUCAAAAGAUUCUGCCAUAAGAGAAAACACAAUUACUUCUCUCAAAAAUGCUGCUGCUCAUGGUGCAGAUAUGGUUGAGUUUGAUGUUCAAUUGAGUAAAGAUCUUGUGCCUGUAAUUUAUCACGAUUUUAUGGUGUUUGUGUCCUUGAAGUCAAAAAUUUGUGUUCAAGACGAUGAAUAUUUAGAAAUUCCAAUGCGGGAAUUGUCCUUGGAGCAAUUAAACACAUUAAAAGUCUAUCACGUAGAAGAAGGGCGAUCUCGAAAAGAACGUUAUUUUGACAAUGACGAGCUUCAAGAACAUCAACCCUUUCCACAACUAUCUGAUGCUUUGAAUGAAAUAGAUCCAAACGUCGGGUUUAAUAUCGAAAUCAAAUGGUCCCAAAAACUAGAUGAUGGCAAAAUGGAACAGGAACUCGAACACGUUCUAGAUAAAAACUUAUAUGUGGACUGUAUUCUUGAUGUAGUGUUACACAAAGCAGGUGGUCGAAGAAUAGUGUUCUCAUGCUUUGAUCCUGAUAUUUGUGCUAUGAUAAGAUUUAAACAGAAUUUGUAUCCAGUAAUGUUUUUAACAAUUGGGGUAACUACGAAAUAUAGAAAAUUUCUAGAUCCUCGGGGCAACACUAUUGAAUCCGCCGUAUGUAAUUCUCUUGCAAUGGAGUUUUUGGGUAUUGUUGCUAAUACUGAAGAUCUUUUAAGGGACCCAAGUCAAAUUAAUCUUGCAAAAGAUAGAGGCUUGGUUGUGUUUUGUUGGGGAGAAGACAAUAAUAGUAAGGAAACCAUUCAAUUAUUGAAAAACAUGGGGCUUCAUGCAAUAAUAUAUGAUAAAAUGGAUAUUCUUUCCACCAAAGAAAAUAAACAAAGCGUAUUUCUAGCACAAGCUAAGGAAAACCAGAAUUAAUUGUUUAAGCAGUGUUAAGAAAGACCAUCAGAAUUGACAGGAAAAAAAAAUGUGUUGGGAAAGAAGAAAGACACCCUAUAGCCAGUAACAUAUCAGUUGAUCACUUGAUUCAUUGACUUCAAAUUCAUUUAGUGACUUCUCGUUUACUAUUAUAUCUGCAUACAAAUUAAAAAUGUUUUAAACAUCAAUGUAAUUUAUAUAAAUAAAUGUGUUUUGACUAUUCUAUUAUAUUA